Racocetra fulgida is the source of this 1125-nucleotide messenger RNA. The record is from the annotation of a GenBank genome assembly. NCBI's taxonomy places the organism in Eukaryota, Fungi, Glomeromycota, Glomeromycetes, Diversisporales, Gigasporaceae.
GCGGUUGAUGAGUCCAAAGAAACGCUUCCGCCAUUAUCGGUUUUGUUGCAUCAUUCUCAUCCGACUUCCGAAAGUUUAACAGAAAAUAGACUAGAUGCUUGUCAGGAUUCUGCAAAAAUCCAUCAAUCUCCAAAUAAUUCACCUCAUGCUCGAGGACAUUACAAUAUCAUGCGUCAAGAAGAUCUCGAACGGCAACAUGUUCAACAGUUACCAGAUUCAUCCUCACCUUCGUUUUCGACUCCCAACGAUGACGGCGUUCAUUCGUCACGCGUAUUGUCGGACGUUCGUUUACCUUCUAUCAAUCAUGUUUAUCCACCACAACAAUCGAUAAAUGCACCUUUGCAUCAUGAAAGACCUCUUCAAUUGCAACAAAGUCGUUCGGAAACUUUUGGUCAAAAUAAUUUAUCUCCUAUAUGGUCAAGACAACAAGCUCCUCAGCAGUCGCCAAGGCAAUCAGCUUCUGGCUCACUUCAUAAUUCUAGUCCUAAUGUAAAACCUGUACAAAAUCCCGUCCGAUUUGUUAAUAACAUUCAUCCACCAGAAUAUAUUCAUUCUAAUUCUUUUGCAAAGAAUUCUUCUCAAUCUUCCGCUUUGAAUUCACAAAACUUUGAGAAAAUCUUGGCAGAUAUGCAAAAGAUAACUGAACAUUGCUCUUUGAUUAGCCAAUUUGCUGCGCAAUAUGGUGAUUAUCGAAUCCAAAUGAAUAAAUUUGGACAAUUUUCUCCAAAUACGUGGACCCCCAACCACGGUAUGUCCCCGGAAGCUCAAGUUCCGGAAAUGAUAAAUAAAGCAUAUGAAAUUCUGAGUGUGUUGAAUAAUAUCAAAAGUGAUCUUGGUCAGACUACUUCGAAACGUGCGGCACCACCUGGAAGAUGUCACUCUUGUAAUAUAUCGGAAACUCCCGAGUGGCGUCGAGGUCCUGAUGGUGCUAGAACUCUAUCUCUUACGGCAAUGCAUCAACAGUCUAUUCAACCGCAACCUAAAAUCCAUCGCGGUAAUUCUGUUCUACCGAAUUCAUCCACAAUGACACAACCACCUCCGUUAAUUCUUCCACAACCAAAACCACCGAUGAAUAUGAUGGGGGCAUUGCAACUUUCGACACCUCACUCUAACCCAUUGAUUUGA